Agrilus planipennis (emerald ash borer) is the source of this 2294-nucleotide messenger RNA. RefSeq lists its product as uncharacterized. The transcript has 4 exons. The record is from RefSeq and is a predicted model, not a curated record. NCBI's taxonomy places the organism in Eukaryota, Metazoa, Arthropoda, Insecta, Coleoptera, Buprestidae. The coding region runs from base 514 to 1767 and encodes 417 amino acids.
CAAAUCCCUUUUAAUAGAAACAGUAACUACGUUUUAAUGAAUAGCGUUUGCAUUUACAUACCUCAUGACAUAACAAUGUUAACAUAGCUACAUAUGAAUGUUGUUCAACAUCAUCCGUGUAGAUCCCAUCUAGUAACGAAAAUGUAUUCUUGAUUAUACAAUUAUGAUUUGUCGCACGACCUGACAGUUCCAUAACGAGCGUCAUUGUAACGGACGUGUAAUUAUUUUGUUACGAUCUGACUGCAAAAAGCAAUGCACGAAUAGUUAUUUGAAUUGUGACAUACUAGCACUGCAUCGAAUAACCUACUAUUUGCUUCUUCUCCUGGCAGUUUCUAAACUGGAAAUUCGCAAUUAUUAAAUUACCUACAAUUUACUACAGUGAAUAUCGUGGAAUACCGUGAAUGGAGAAAGUUAGAGAUGAGGAAGUAAUAGAAAUAGUAGGAGAAUAGAGGUUCGGUAUGGAAGUCAAUAAGAAAAAAUCGAGAUAAAUCCAGCUAGAUUUUCGAGUAAACAAUGGCAUUCGAGGUAAACAGUUCAUUUCUGAACAGUUUAAUUUUUAUUCGGUCAUACUUCGAAAGAGUUGUUAAAAAAUUAAUUCAACGGAGUUUUCCUGUUACCCAAGAAAACCACAUUAACUUCAUCCGGACGAACAUUAAAAAAGUAAUUCUCCAUUUAGAAAUUGCUAUUAGCAACUUAAACCAAUUUCUUAGUCACCGUGGUGUUAUUGGGUGUGAAACCGACCUUAAACCAACAACGCUACUUAACAAAUCUGAUUUCCUGGAAGUGUUGGGUUUAGAAAUGGUGAACAAUAAUGAAACUUGCAGCAUUCCGAAAGCUCCAGAAAGUUUUAGUGGUAGUAAUAGUACGAGCGACGAAGUGAAGAGUGUUUGGGAUCCAAGUUUGUCGGACAUGAAUAAGAAGGUCGAUUUGGUUGGCGAGAAGCCAACAUUGCGACCGAAACCUGCGUGCGUCAGAUCUAAAUCUUGUUUGUCAGUUGACAAAGGUAAAGCAUCGGAGUCCACACUUUACAAAAUCCACGAAGGAUUUCCGAAAACUGUCGCUUCCACUUCCACUUGCAUUACGACAACUGUUAACAACAAUGCCGAGUGCGAAGGUUGGAUUAAGAAAAGAAGCGGAAAUUGUGUACAUCGUGAAAAUGUAUCCCUAGGAUCUACAAGGAAUUCAAUAAGGAGUUAUUCUUUAAAAUAUUUGAAUGACUGGGAAGAUUUAUGGGAAGAAAACGAAAAUCCAUUCGAAACAAUUAAAAAGAGAUACAAAGAGAAAGAAAAAGAUGAUGUUUUACCAGUAUAUACAGUUUCUGGAAGAAUACGUCAAUUUGAACGAAAACACAAGAGGAUAUCUUCAACGGUCGAAGGAUUCUUAGAUAUCUUUGACAAGGACCAAAACAGGAGAAGAAGCAAACUAAAAGGCAAGAAAACCAAUUUUUCGUCAUCUUUAAGUUCAAUUCGUAAUACGAAAGAAGAGGAAGAUGAAAACGACGACGUGUCUAGCCUGGCUUCACAAAUGGAAAAUAAUUGCGAUGACAGUAAUGGUAGAGACUACACCAGUGACAGUGAGAAAGAAACCAUAACACAGGCAAAAAACUCAUCAAUAUUACCGAUAAAAGCUAAAAGUUUAGGAAACCUUACGAAGAAAAAUAACAACUUUAGAAUAAUGUACGAUUUCUCAAAUGGAAAUGUUUCCAGAAGUAAAUCAGACCGUUUACCAAGGAUAGUUGAUGUUAUUUAUAAAAAGAAACCGGUGUAGUUCCGUGAAUAAAAUCGAAAUCUGAAGCUUCCGCCAUGUUGACACCCCUUAUAUGGAAUUUGAAAAAGUGGAUUAUACCAUCUGAAAGGUCUGUCAGAAGAGGUCAAUUAAUCCCAUUUAAUGGUAAAUGAUAGAUCAUUUAUUAUCAAUUUUUUGAGACGACCAGGACAACGUGGACAACAGUCUUGCGCCUUUCUCCAUACGAUACACGAAAUGUAAAUUACAACAAAAUAAUAAUUUGUAGUUCAAAAAAUGAAAAAUGGCCUCGUCAAACACAUAAAAUCUAGUUGUUAGCACUAAAUGUGGUUCGAAAUUCUCUUUUCUUAUCAAAUAUUUUCAUUUACGUAGGUAUUUAACUGCACUCUGAGCUCCCAGAAAGGUUGUAUCAAAUCGAACCAAUAUUGAAUUAGAGCUAAAGGAUUUUAUUUUUCAAGAAAAACUUGUUUUUUUUUGUUCCACAAAUCAAAAUUGUAUCACUUUUACUUAAAUUCCUUUUCUGCUAAAUAAACAACUCUUUGUUAUUUUAA